Erythranthe guttata (spotted monkey flower) is the source of this 1497-nucleotide messenger RNA. The record is from RefSeq and is a predicted model, not a curated record. Lineage: Eukaryota; Viridiplantae; Streptophyta; Magnoliopsida; Lamiales; Phrymaceae.
AUGUGUUUUAGGAAAUCGGUAUUUGGGAGUUGUCUGAUUCUAAUAGCGUUUGCGUGUUGGUUUAAUGCGAAGAGCGGCGAAGCAUUUGGUACGUUCGGAUUCGACAUCCACCACAGAUAUUCCGACACUGUUAAGGAAUUCUUGAACCUUGAUGGGUUGCCGGAGAAAGGCACCGUUGACUACUACUCCGCCAUGGCCCACCGCGAUCAUCUCUUCAAGGGCCGCCGCCUCGCCACCACCACCACCGACAGCCAACCCAUCACUUUCUUUGGUGGCAACGAGACAUACCGGAUCAGCUCUCUUGGAUUCUUGCACUAUUCAUUUGUUACUGUGGGUACCCCUCCGGUGGAAUAUCUUGUGGCACUCGACACAGGCAGUGACCUAUUCUGGUUACCAUGCGACUGCACUACUACCUGUUUGCGUAGCUUUAACAUCAGUUCCGAAGAGACGUUGAAGCUAAACAUAUACAGUCCCAGUACAUCGACAUCUAGUGUGCCAGUUCCAUGCAAUAGCACUAUUUGUGUCCGACCACAAAGAGGAUGCUCUGUUCGGCUCAAUGCUUGUGCUUACCAAGAAUUAUACCUCUCCGCCAACACCUCAACCACAGGCAUAUUAGUUGAUGAUGUUUUGCAUUUGGGUACAGAUACCGAUCCACAAGAACCCAUCGAUGCCCCAAUCACAUUAGGAUGUGGAAUAAUUCAAACGGGUGCUUUUGUGGAUGGUGCUGCUAUAAAUGGUCUAUUCGGACUUGGUAUGGACGCCGCGAUGGACUUGGACGAAUUCAAUUUGGAGAUAAAGGAAGCGCAGACCAACAACCCGAGUUAUAAUGUCACUGUGACACAAAUUGUUGUGGGCGAAAAUGAGACGGAUAUAGACUUCUCAGCACUGUUUGACACUGGCACGUCGUUUGCAUACUUGAACGAUCCAGCUUACUCGGUUAUUGUACAAGGCUUUGAUUCUCAAAUAAUCGAGCCACGUUAUGUACCUCCGAGGAGAAUUAUAUUCGACUAUUGCUAUUCGCUCAGUGCAACUCAAAAGAGCUAUAGCAUUCCACGAUUGAAUUUGAUAAUGAAAGGUGGAGGACAGUUUUUUGUUAAGGCACCGACGUUUGUGAUUCCGCGGGAGGGGGGAUAUGCAUAUUGUCUGGCUAUUGUCAAAAGCGAGGAUAUUAACAUCAUUGGACAAAAUUUUAUGACGGGGUACCGCCUAGUCUUUGAUCGCGAGGAGAUGGUUUUGGGUUGGAAAGAAGCUAACUGCUACGAGUCCAUCUCAUCCAACAGUACUCCACCCAUAAACAAGGGAAGCCCCGUUAAAAGUCCUCCACCUUCGGUUUUCACACCGGAAGCCACUCAUGAUUCAUCACCGCCACCACCACCACCAUCACCAACAACAACAACGAGGCCACUUUUUGGAAACGGAAGUGGUGUUGCCGCCCGUUUGAGUUCCGUGACUACCGGACUUGUGAUGGUCUUACUCGCCACUUUAGCUCUUGUUUAA